AUGAUUACCCCGUACUUACAACUCACCUCUUACUUGCAAAAGCCAAUGUCGCUCCCGUCAACAUGGAGACAUUUUCAGCUAUUUGAUUUUCUUCCUAUACGAGAUCCACAGUAUCAAUCCGAUGAGCCAUUGUUUUCAGAUCCUCUGCUCUCGGCCAUUUGUAGUACUCAAACGUUUAUAGUGUUUGCAGUCCAGAACAGCGAGAUCGUGAUUUUGAAGAAGUCUCUGCUAGAACUCGUCGGCCGAUUCUUUGCAUACGAUCUUGAUCACCGAAUUUCGUUUCUCAAAUCCUUGCCGCACUCCAAUUUGUUGAUCACCUUGGCCGAAAAACAAGGCUCUCCAGCACACUUGAAGGUUUGGGAUUUAAAUAAGAUCGUGGCGCUAAUUGCACCUGGAGCUGCACCCGAAGAUGCGCUCAAACACAAGUACGUCACCACAGUCCAGAUAAACGAUGGUGCAAAUGCAUUCCCUAUCAGUUGUUUUACUUUCAACGAGUCUCUCACCUGUAUAGCUGUGGGUUACACGAGCGGAAAGGUAGUGCUUAUUCGAGGCGAUUUACUUCGAGAUCGUGGUCUGAAACAACGUAUUAUCUAUGAAAGUGCCGAUCCCAUCACAGGUGUGCUUUACAAUCGUUUCGAACAAAUUCUCUACGUCACUACCACGUCUAAAGUAAUAACAUUAUUGAUAACGGGAAGAAACCAGGGAAAACCACAUCGGGUCCUCUCCAGCAAGACUGGUGUUGAUUUGAAUUGUGCGGACAUCGAACCGCGCUCUGCCAAAUUAAUUGCUGCAGACCUGGAAGGUUUCCGCUUCUACAACCAUGUCAGCAAAGCCCAUACAAUCAAUUUCAGCAUUCCAAAACGAAAAAUUCUUCGCUUGUUUCGGGACUAUCUACUUGUGGUAUCACCUUUUGAAGAUUUAACGUCCUCGGGCUCGCAAAAGAACACAUUGACAAGAAUUCUUGUCCUUGACAUGCACAACAUGCAAAUUUCCUUCAAUCUAACAGUCCCAAAACUGACCAUUUCGCAUGUUUUUUUCUCUUCUUCUGAGAGUGAGGCAUAUUUACUUUCCACCGAUGGCAUUCUUUAUAAACUCCAUGAGAAACCUAUCAAUCAACAAAUUGAGAUUGUCUUGCAAAGGGGCCUCUUCCCAAUUGCUCUCUCAAUGGCCAAGCAGCACAAUUUGAACAACGAGACUCUUUACAGAAUCAAUCUCCUCAACGCUGAAACACUUUACGAGAAGCAAGACUUUGAUGGUGCUAUUGAGAAGUACAUUGAUUGUCUUCCUUUGCUCCAGCUGAUGAAAUCCACUUCUUCAGGUGUUCCCGACACACUUGAUACGCUGGAAAAUUUGGACGACUUCAUAAUUAAUGUCAUUACAAAUUUUAAGGAGGUAUCCAACAUUCACAACAUGACUAAGUUUCUCGCGAAACUCUACGAAUAUCGCUUAUCGGAUAGUGAUCAUAUUACCCUUUUGCUUUGCUGCUAUUGCAAAUUGAAAAUGACAGACGAACUUGACAAUUUCAUAGCGGGCAUUGACCUUUUCGAUGACCUGGUAGUCGCUUCGAACAAGCUCGACCUAAGCAAGCUCAAAUUUUCACUCAUUAUCAAUUUGUUUAAGGAAUGUGGCUACUACUCACAGGUCACAAAGCUUCUUUACAAACUAAAUCAUCCUCACCUCAUUGUUGAAAUUCAGCUUGAGGAUCUUAAACAAUAUGAUAAUUGUAUUUCAUAUAUGAGAUCACUCCCAGUGAACGAACUUCUCAGAAUACUAAUUGACUAUCUGAAGGAUUUACUUGAUUGCAUGCCGAUUGAGACCACACAAUUGUUGAUAGACAUUUUCACUGGUAAUUACGUCCCAAAUCCAACUCACCUGUUGUUCGAUACAUCAUCUCCACUGGAUGAAGAUAGAAAGAGUGAGCUGUUACCAGAUUCUGCACCCAACGUCUCAUCAUAUAGUGCAUUUCUCAGCUACUUGGCUGGUCCAUUAAAGCAUAGCACAGAGGAAGAGCCACCUAGCGAAGAAGUCAUCCCGGUCGAUCCAACAUAUCUUCCACCCAGACCAAGUCUCGUUUUCCCUUGUUUCAUUAACCACACAAAAGAAUUCAUUGUAUUUCUUGAAGCAUGCCUUGAGAGUUUCGAAAAGUAUCAAGGCAACAAUUCUCAAAAAACAGAAAUUCUCAUGACACUUUUGGAACUCUAUCUAUCAAUGUCGAGCAAAGACUCAGAAGAUGCUACCACUUGGACUUCGAAUGCAGCAAAACUCAUUGAAGAGCACAAAGAGCUUUUAGAUAAGUCUGGAGUGCUUCUAUUAGGACACAUCUAUCAGUUUGAAGCUGACAUGUACCUUUUGAAAGGAUCAGAAGCAGAAUAUGAGGAUUCAAUUUUCCGGUCAGCCCAAGCGCAAAAUAAUGUACCAGAGGCCCUAGAAAUCGUACGGAAGCAUGGUGAAGCAAACAUUCAUUUAUAUAAGCUCAUGUUGAAACUCAUUCUUUCUAGCGAGGAGAACUUCAACUCCAUCUCGCAAAAGAGCAAGCAAUGGCUUUUCAGAAACAUAGUCAAAAAUGACAUUGCAAGUCCUUUGGAGCUUGUUACACAACUUAGUGCGUACGAAAGCGCCUCUGUUGGCCUCAUCAAAGAUCUUCUUAUAGAAGAUGUGGGAAAAAUCACUCGCGAUAUCAGCAAUAAUUUAAACUUAGCCGAGUCGUAUGAAAACGAAUCAACAAAGAAUAGCUCGAAAUUGACAGAGCUUACAACGAAGCCAGUGAUCCUCCAGAAUACAAAAUGUUCAAACUGUGAGUUGAAACUUGACUUCCCAGCCAUUCACUUCAAGUGUAUGCACUCGUAUCAUGGGCGUUGUCUAGAUGAAAACACAUACAUACCAGGUUCUACAGAGGACGAAAAACACCGAUGUCCAUUGUGUGUGAAUGAAGUUGCUGCUGCAAAUUCAGGUAGAGAAAAGCAACUUCGGUCCGCAAACGACUACGACACUUUCAUGAAACAACUUAAUGAAUCGUCUGACAGAUUCAAAGUAAUCUCUGAGUAUUUUGGUAAAGGCAUAAUGGAAGCAAGCGUUCCUGCACAUACAUAA
This is a messenger RNA of Australozyma saopauloensis, 3090 nucleotides long. It is a transcript of the gene VPS11, whose product is annotated as tethering complex subunit. Gene Ontology annotation, molecular function: protein binding; protein-macromolecule adaptor activity. Gene Ontology annotation, cellular component: endosome; HOPS complex. NCBI's taxonomy places the organism in Eukaryota, Fungi, Ascomycota, Pichiomycetes, Serinales, Metschnikowiaceae. Bases 1 to 3090 code for a protein of 1029 amino acids. The transcript has a single exon. The record is from RefSeq and is a predicted model, not a curated record. Gene Ontology annotation, biological process: endosome organization; vacuole organization; organelle fusion.